Messenger RNA from Ambispora leptoticha, 241 nucleotides. Lineage: Eukaryota; Fungi; Glomeromycota; Glomeromycetes; Archaeosporales; Ambisporaceae. The record is from the annotation of a GenBank genome assembly.
GAAGCUUCUGGCGGAAGAUUUUGAAGACGUUGUAAUGGGCAAACCAGAUAGAGAUGAAUAUUGUGAAGUGGUAAAAUUCACACUGGAGUUUGAGGUCAUCUAUGAUGGAUUUAACUUCAUAAAGAUUCUAAAUCAAAAUAUGAGGAAUUUUCUGGCGUACCAGCCGCUGAAGAUUGUGCAGGCAUUAAAAAUAGUCGAUCCUGCUAGAAAUGGGGAUGUUGAGAUCGCCGAAUCGAAAUAG